GAAAAAGAGAAAAUAUUACUCAGUCGAAAUGAAGCAGCUUCCAAAAUACAGAGAUCCUGGAGACGCCAUAUUGAUGUACAAGUAUAUAAGUAUUAUCGUGAUCUUAUCAAUUUUAAAACACAAGGUGAUCCCUCAAUGAUGUUGAGGUGUAUUAAUCCUAAUGAAUCUAAACUAUUAGAUCCUGCUACUGGAGUUCAUGUCAGAUUUAGGUUAGCUGGGGACAGAUUUCCACCAAAUAUAUACUAUAAAAUAUUUACUCAUAGACCAAUAGUUGAUAUGUGUGCUAAUAGUCCUAAAGAUUAUACUAAAGCUUCCACCAAACAUCUCAUGGCUUUUGAUAAAAAUAAUAAAACUAGGCAGACUCAACUACCAAAAAACACAGAUAAAAGUGGUUGGUAUCAGCGUGUAGAGAAUAAUGGAUGGCGUCUGGUAUCAGAUAGAUUAAUACAUCAUAUAAUGUCUGAUCCUAUUACCUGGGAAACUUCUAAUAAAAAAUAUGAAUUUCACCAUGAUAAGCUUCAGAGGAAACAAGAUAUAGAAAAAAGAAAGAAACGAAAGAAAAUUGAUUGGAUGAAGAAAAUGUAUAAAGAAGGAAUGUUAAAAGCUAAGACUGCUGAUGAAGAUACUAUCAGAUUGAUAGAGGGCGCUGCUGCUGGUAUGGUAGCAACAGUAGAUAAUAUAGGAACAGACGCAUUAGAAGAAUGGGAAGUAGAUGAACUGUUAGAUUGGACCACCAGUCUCAAUUUUGAUGAGUAUGUU
Messenger RNA from Lottia gigantea (owl limpet), 759 nucleotides. RefSeq lists its product as hypothetical. Gene Ontology annotation, molecular function: protein binding. The transcript has 6 exons. The annotation marks the transcript as partial. Lineage: Eukaryota; Metazoa; Mollusca; Gastropoda; Lottiidae. The record is from RefSeq and is a predicted model, not a curated record.